Molecule: messenger RNA, 1203 nt
Organism: Penicillium daleae
Lineage: Eukaryota; Fungi; Ascomycota; Eurotiomycetes; Eurotiales; Aspergillaceae
Product: phosphatase PAP2 family protein
Exons: 3
Coding region: 1-1203 (400 amino acids)
Biological process (GO): inositol phosphoceramide metabolic process; sphingolipid biosynthetic process
Cellular component (GO): inositol phosphoceramide synthase complex
Molecular function (GO): inositol phosphoceramide synthase activity
Source: RefSeq, a predicted model, not a curated record
AUGUCGGCGACUACGCCGGACAUGGGGAAACCCCAGUUCUCCUCGCACUCAUGGCUGGAACCACUGGUGGUCGUGAGCAUCAUGAUUGGCUCUCUCGUGCUCAACAGGCGUAAAAACUACAGCAUAUUCGGCAACAGAGCCAUUGAUGAACGCAAUCCCCGUGGGUAUUUUGACUCUAUUGAUGAAGUCCGCGGACAGUCACCCAACCCGAGCAAAGCAGAGCGCGUUUGUGGCAUUCCUAUCACCACGCCGGACUCCACGCGUUGGGCGAACCAUAUUCACAGUCGCAUCUUGUACAAAUUCCCUUUCUUGGUGGAGAUGUUCUAUUGGGCUGUCAACUUUCUAUUCUACUCCGUCACCAAAGCGACGGCACAAUGGUUGGUACCUGCUCAGGUGGGCGUGGUCGAAGUCGCCCAACGGCAUGGCGAGGAUAUUCUUUGGUUUGAACAUGAGUCGAUUUUCCGAUGGAUGUUCCCGAUCUUGGAAUCGGAUUUCCAGGGCUAUUUCUUGGGAAGUCACCCUGCCAUCAUGACUUUCUUCAAUCGCAUCUACUCGCUCGUGCAUAUCCCCGGGACUGUACUGUUCAUUUCCUGGUACUAUCAUGAAGCCCCCAACGCAAACACUUUCGCCCUCGUCCGCCGCACCAUGACACUCGGCAACUUCUUCGCCUUUGCAGUCUUCUGCGUCUACCCGUGCAUGCCGCCCCGUCUUCUCCCCGAGUCCUACCACUUCUUCGACACCGUCCGUCAAGAGCAUGCCGAAAGCGUCUGGGUCGACAGCAAGUCCGUGAACCAAUUCGCGGCCAUGCCCAGCUUACACUUCACCUACGCCUUUGUGAUCAGCAGCACAUUCCUUUACCAUUCAGAAAUUUUCCGCCGACUGCGCGGAAAGCCCGUUCGCAAAUCCACAUUGACCCAAGUCAUCUAUACAGUGCUUGCUUUCGCAUACUCGCUGCUGGUUCUCAGCGUUAUUGUCGCAACCGCAAACCACUACUGGCUGGAUGCUGUCAUGGCCAUAAUUUCAGUCACCGUGUGCUUCAUGAUCAACCGCGUGUUCUUGCUGCUGCUCCCGGUCGAGUACUGUCUCUGCUGGGUGCUGCGGUUGGCCAAGCCGCCUCCCAACGUUGGCGGCAAUAAGUCGGACGAACUCAGCGGUACCGAGUCACCCAGAUACCGGUCUGUGCCGGGCUACGAUGUCGUGUGA